GAACUUUAUCACAUCUUUGUUAAAAAAAUGAUUAUUUGCCUUGGACCAGUGGGAUCUGGGAAAACUUUGCUUCUAAGAAGUUUAAAAAAUAGUGGAAGCAUUGAUAACACUACAACAGCUGUAUCGACCACCGGAACAGAUAUUUUCAGUAUUAAAAUUGACGAAAAGAAAUACCAAAUCAGAGAAAUAGGAGGUUGCAUGGCUCCAUUGUGGCCUAAAUAUUUUGGAGGCGUGAAAAAAGUCAUUUACGUAGUAGAUGUAUCAAAUUUGUGUCAAAUAUCAGCGGCUUGUGUUCUUUUGUAUACCGUCUUGGUUAAUCCAGUGUUAAAAAAUGUACCAAUUUUAUUAGUGUUGACUAAAAUGGACGUAAGCUAUAGGCAAAUGCGGAACGAAGCUUUGCUUAUGCUGCAAAUGAAGAGAUUGCAGAAAGAAUUAAGACAAAAAAUCGAAAUUACUGAAUACAGCGCAAUUACUGAAGAAGGAAGAAAGGAGAUAUUAAAUUGGAUAACUAAAAAGGUUGCUUGAAACCUCUUCACAAAGAAAAAAUUAAGAAUGGAAUGUUUAUGUUUACCAUUUAUUAUAUUUUUUUUGUGGAUACUGCUUAGACGAAGAUAAUAUUAGCCAUUGAUUUGCUUAAAUUUCAAAUGUUUGUUAGUUUAGUUCUCUCAAUAGUAUAAAUAUUAUAACAGAGACAACCCAGCGAGACGUGUAACUCAAUCUUAGAUUAUACAACCCUUAGAUGGAACAUAAGACACUGCGCAUAAUCCCACUUCGAAAUUAUUCACACCCACCAAUCACAGUUGAGAAUAUCACAUGUCAGAGCGUUGUUCAUCCAAAUUUAAUGUGUCAACGAGAAUUAAUUUGGUAUUUAAGGACCGAUUCCACCGUUGUGUUAAUCGAAGUUUAAAAUGACAUUUUUACAUUAACAAUGUCAUUUAAAUCUCCGUUUAACACAACGGUGGAAUCGGACCUUAGUGACUUAAAUCUUAGAAAUGAACGUUGAAAAUGCCAAGAUGUGUUGUAAAAAGCUUUAUUUAUAAUAAAAGUGCGAAAUGUGACGGAGAUAAAAGAAACUUACAUUUAUUUCGGUGAGUUAUUUAAUUUUUAAAGAUUCUGUCGAUGGCCAUAUUUGUUGAUUUGAAAAUAAACAGAAUCGGACUUGGUCAUUG
This is a messenger RNA of Psylliodes chrysocephalus, 1169 nucleotides long. NCBI's taxonomy places the organism in Eukaryota, Metazoa, Arthropoda, Insecta, Coleoptera, Chrysomelidae. The record is from the annotation of a GenBank genome assembly.